Oncorhynchus nerka (sockeye salmon) is the source of this 710-nucleotide messenger RNA. Its product is annotated as T-complex protein 11 homolog. Gene Ontology annotation, cellular component: acrosomal vesicle; sperm flagellum. Gene Ontology annotation, biological process: regulation of sperm capacitation. The record is from RefSeq and is a predicted model, not a curated record. NCBI's taxonomy places the organism in Eukaryota, Metazoa, Chordata, Actinopteri, Salmoniformes, Salmonidae.
CUUAACCAAUCAUAGCACAGUAUGAUACGGCAGUAAAAUGCAUCCAAUUACAAUUCAGAAUGUUUACACAUAAGAAUAUUACACCCUCCUCCUCAGUUUCUCAGCAUUGACAGUGAAAAAGUAGCAACAACUAGAUGUUAAUUUAAGUGACCCACUGUGUGGUUGUCUCUUGUGUGGUCAGACCGUGCUGUCCCUGCUCCUGCCAGGCCAUGUGCGGUCUGAGGGCUCAAGUGGAGGAGGUUCUGGACCUGGAUCUGAUCCAGCAGCUGGCAGAUCAUGGGGCCCUGGUCCUGCAAAGACUGUCAGGCUACAUCAUCAAUACCAUGGCCUCCCUGUGUGCCCCUAAACGAGACCCAGAGAUCAACUUAUCGGACACAGUGGAGCUCCUCAGGGCAAUCUUCCGAGUCCUUGGCCUGAUGAAGACAAACAUGGUCAACUUUACUGUUCAGAGCCUCAGGCCUCAUCUCAUGCAGCAAGCUGUCCAGUACGAGCAUGCCACGUUCCACGAGAACCUGUUGAAGCAGCCAGCACAAGUGGAGGCAUCGGUCAGUGCCCAGUCAGACCUUGAUCCUGGAACUCUCAGGCCAACAGUUCUGAUGGACAGAGCCCGCUUGGAGGCGCUGGAACAGAGACUGAGCCCGCUAGUUCUUGAGGCAUCAGUUCUGCUGUUGACCAGCACACAGCAUGGGGACGCUGUUUUUUCUUCGUAG